Messenger RNA from Aureobasidium pullulans EXF-150, 522 nucleotides. RefSeq lists its product as uncharacterized. The record is from RefSeq and is a predicted model, not a curated record. The annotation marks the transcript as partial. NCBI's taxonomy places the organism in Eukaryota, Fungi, Ascomycota, Dothideomycetes, Dothideales, Saccotheciaceae. The transcript has a single exon.
AUGAAGCCUAGCACCUACUUGUACCUGGCAGCCUACUUUGGCUUGUCAACUGCCGCCCCCUACAACAAGCGCGAUGACUCUUGCACUUGCGCACCUGGAGAGUCUAAGGGCACCACCGUCCUGACCGUCACCCAGUGGUCUACCCAGACCAAGACUCAGACAGUCACUGAGCACGUCACCGCCUACGUUACCACGACUGCUGCUGGUUCAGCAGUCCCCUCAUCCGUGCAGACCGACGCUGCCGCCUCCUCGGCUCCCGCUUACGGUGGCGACAACUACGGUUCUUCACCUUCCUCUUCGGAUGUCGAUGCAUCCAACAAUACCCCUACCACUGCUGCUGGUAGCGAGUCGGGUGCCAUCACCACUCUGCCUACCGCUUCUUUCGGCGAGGGCAACUACGGCGCUACCACUCCCGCUUCGUCUGCCGCCGUUCCGGCCGUUACUGGAACCACCACCAUGGGCUCUUCCGGCCCUGAGGUCGUCUACGUGACUGAUGUCGUCUCCGAGACAGUCACGACUUGC